AUGAAAUAUUUGCUUUCUUUCUUCAUUUACUGUUCCUUUUUCUUAAUCUAUUUUUUAAUUUGGAUCUUUCUGUCUGUCUUUAUUUCUUUGUUUUCUUCUUUCCAUUCAUCGUCUUUCUUUCUUUAUCUUCUUUAUUUCCUUUCAUCAUUUUAUCUUUUUUUCCUUCUUUCUCUUAUUUCCUUUCAUUAUUCUUUCUUUCUUUCUUUCUUUCUUUGCCUUCUUAUUUUCUUUCAUUAUUCUUUCUUUCUUUUUUCUUUCUUUCUUUGCCUUCUUAUUUUCUUUCAUUAUUCUUUCUUUCUUUUUUCUUUCUUUCUUUGCCUUCUUAUUUUCUUUCAUUAUUCUUUCUUUCUUUUUUCUUUCUUUCUUUGCCUUCUUAUUUUCUUUCAUUAUUCUUUCUUUCUUUCUUUGCCUUCUUAUUUUUUUUCAUUAUUCUUUCUUUUUUUCUUUCUUUCUUUGCCUUCUUAUUUCUUUUCAUUAUUCUUUCUUUCUUUCUUUCUUUCUUUGCCUUCUUAUUUCUUUUCAUUAUUCUUUCUUUCUUUUUUUCUUUUUUCUUUCUUUCGUUGCCUUCUUAUUUUCUUUCAUUAUUCUUUCUUUCUUUCUUUGCCUUCUUAUUUUUUUCAUUAUUCUUUCUUUUUUUCUUUCUUUCUUUGCCUUCUUAUUUCUUUUCAUUAUUCUUUCUUUCUUUCUUUCUUUCUUUCUUUCUUUCUUUCUUUCUUUCUUUGCCUUCUUAUUUCUUUUCAUUAUUCUUUCUUUCUUUCUUUCUUUUUUCUUUCUUUCGUUGCCUUCUUAUUUCCUUUCAUUAUUCUUUCUUUCUUUCUUUCUUUCUUUGCCUUCUUAUUUCUUUCUUUCUUUCUUUUUUCUUUCUUUCACAUAGAGAGUUGCACUGAAGUAUCUAUCUAUCUAUCUAUCUAUCUAUCUAUCUAUCUAUCUAUCUAUCUAUCAUCUAUCUAUCUAUCUAUCCCUAUCUAUCUAUCUAUCUAUCUAUCUAUCUAUCUAUCUAUCUAUCUAUCUAUCCUAUCCAUCUAUCUAUCUCCCAUCUAUCUAUCUAUCUAUCAUAUCUACCUAUUCUCAAUCUGUUCAUAUCUAUUUCACUCUAUUUCCAUCUUUUAUCUAUCUAUCUAUCUAUCUAUCUAUCUAUCUAUCUAUCUAUCUAUCUAUCUAUCUUUUCUCAACUCAUUUCAUAUCUAUCCUAUUCUCAAUCUGUUCAUAUCUACUCUGUUCCAUAUCUACCAUUUCAAUCUGUAUCUAUUUCAUCUAUCUAUCUAUAUCUAUCUAUCUAUCUAUCUAUCUAUCUAUCUAUCUAUCUAUCUAUCUGUUCCCAUCUAUAUCUCACUCUGUCCUAUCUAUCUAUCUAUCUAUCUAUCUAUCUAUCUAUCUAUCUAUCUAUCUAUCUCUACCUCCAUUCUCUGUUCAUAUCUAUUUCACUCUGUUCAUAUCUACCUAUUCUCAAUCUGUUCAUAUCUAUUUCACUCUGUUCCUAUCUAUCUAUCUAUCUAUCUAUCUAUCUAUCUAUCUAUCUAUCUAUCUAUCUUUUUCACUCUGUUCAUAUCUACCUAUUCUCAAUCUGUUCAUAUCUAUUUCACUCUGUUCCUAUCUAUCUAUCUAUCUAUCUAUCUAUCUAUCUAUCUAUCUAUCUAUCUAUCUAUCUAUCUAUCUCAAUCUGUUCCUAUCUAUUUCUAUCUAUCUAUCUAUCUAUCUAUCUAUCUAUCUAUCUAUCUAUCUAUCUCUAUUUCACUCUGUUCAUAUCUCUACCUAUUCUCAAUCUGUUCAUCUAUCUAUUUCACUCUCCAUUCCUAUUCUAUCUAUCUAUUCUAUCUAUCUAUCUAUCUAUCUAUCUAUCUAUAUCUAUCUAUCUAUCUUUUUCACUCUGUUCAUAUCUACCUAUUCUCAAUCUGUUCAUAUCUAUUUCACUCUGUUCCUAUCUAUCUAUCUAUCUAUCUAUCUAUCUAUCUAUCUAUCUAUCUAUCUAUCUAUCUAUCAUCUAUCUGUCCUAUUCAUCUAUCUAUCUAUCUAUCUAUCUAUCUAUCUAUCUAUCUAUCUAUCCAUCUGUCCCUAUCUAUCUAUCUAUCUAUCUAUCUAUCUAUCUAUCUAUCUAUCUAUCUAUCUCAUCCAUAUCCCUAUCUAUCUAUCUAUCUAUCUAUCUAUCUAUAUCUAUCUAUCUAUCUAUCUAUCUCAUCUUUUUCUCUGUCCCUAUCUAUCUAUCUAUCUAUCUAUCUAUCUAUCUAUCUAUCUAUCCAUAUCUAUCUCACUCUGUCCCUAUCUAUCUAUCUAUCAUAUCUAUCUAUCUAUCUAUCUAUCUAUCUAUCUAUCUAUCUAUCUAUCCAUCUGUCCCUAUCUAUCUAUCUAUCUAUCUAUCUAUCUAUCUAUCUAUCUAUCUUUUCAUCCAUCCAUCCACUCUGUUCAUAUCUACCUAUUCUCAAUCUGUUCAUAUCUAUUUCAUCUCUGUCUAUCUAUCUAUCUAUCUAUCUAUCUAUCUAUCUAUCUAUCUAUCUAUCUAUCUAUCUAAGGCUGAACAUGGUACAGUGCAUGAUCACAUUGGUGACUAGUUUAUUAGCCAACAUCAUGAUAAUUCUCCAUGAAUAUUUGCGAUGCUUAAUUAUCUGUGGGGCUACACUAGUGAGACCCCCAUUAAGGAUCGAAAUGAAUUCACUGAAAAAUGGAUUAAAUUUUAGUUCUAUCUAUCUAUCUAUCUAUCUAUCUAUCUAUCUAUCUAUCUAUCUAUCUAUCUAA
This is a messenger RNA of Acanthosepion pharaonis, 2730 nucleotides long. The record is from the annotation of a GenBank genome assembly. NCBI's taxonomy places the organism in Eukaryota, Metazoa, Mollusca, Cephalopoda, Sepiida, Sepiidae.